AUGACGGACUUUGCUUGGUUUUUACAAUUUUCUGCAGUAUUUAUAAUUCUUACUCUUGCUCUAUUUUCGCCCUUCAUAACAUUUUUUACAUUUAUUCUUUUAUCAUGGUUUUGGUCUUUACCUAUGACUCUUACAAUAUGUCUUAUAUAUGGUUGUUGGAUGUAUUUUGAUCGUCAUACAGAUUCUCAAGGAAGUCGAUGGUCUAAUCGGAUUCGUCAAUUACCUAUAUUUACACAUUUUGUAAAUUAUUUUCCUCUUAAAUUAAUUAAAAAUGAAGAUCUUGAUCCAAAUCGAAAUUAUAUAUUUGGUUUUCAUCCGCAUGGAGUCUUUUCUUUAAGUGCAUUCGGUAAUUUUGCUACAGAUGCAACAUAUUUUUCAACUCUUUUCCCAAAUAUUCGAUCACAUUUAAUGAUUCUUCGCCUUCAAUUUCUAUGUCCAUUUACACGUGAACUCUGUCUUAGUUUAGGUGUAUGUGAUGUAUCAAAAGAUAGUUGUGAAUAUUUAUUAAGUGGAAAGUCUGGUCAGGGUAAUGUACUAGUCAUCGUCAUUGGUGGUAUACGUGAACAGUAUCUUACGAGAAAUGAUAGUAUGAAAUUGUAUUUAAAGAAUCGAAAAGGUUUCGUUAGACUAGCAUUGAAAUAUGGCGCUUCAUUAGUACCGGUAGUUUCGUUUGGAGAAAAUGAGCUUUAUCGACGACAUGCUCAUUGUAAUUUAAUACCCAAUGGUAUAAUUUGGGGUCGACUUCUUGCUGGACAUAUGCCAUUUCGACAUCCGGUAGUCACUGUUGUUGGUAAACCUAUUCAUGUUAAACAAAAUACUAAUCCAACUUCUGAAGAUGUCGACGAACUUCAUCAUGAAUACCUUCAAGCCGUUGAAGAACUUUUUGAAGUGAACAAACAUAAAUAUAGAUUAGAACAUGUAAAAUUAGAAAUUGUUUAGCAAAAAAAAGAACAUAGGUGAAAAGAAAUUUCUUGCUUUGAUUCAUGUUAGCUGUGAACAAAAAAAGAACAUAGAAAGCGAUAGAUCAUGUUUGAUGAAGUGAACGUGACAAUCUUCAGAGUUCAACUUACACCCGCCAGCACGUAAGAUUAUGUUUCACGAUUCUAAUAUAGAUUGAUAUAAUCCAUAACUAAUUGAAUACAUCUGAAUUUGCUUAAGAUUUUCUUACAAACAUAUUGAAGUGUUUUAACAAAAUAAACGUCAAGUAUUAGUAAAUAUAUUUAAAUUUUAAAAAACUUUUUUCUGUGACUAGCUGCUUAAUUUGCUUGAAUAUCACGAGUCAUAAGCACAGUUGUUGAUUCUCUCGUUUCUUGAUUGCCAUAGCGAUUCUAUGAAAGUUUGAUAGCAUCACUGAUUAUCUGUGCAGCUGUUUUUCCUCAAUAUCCAUUUACAUUUGUUGCUUCUCUUGUGCAACUUUCUUAAUGAUUGAUCUGUUUGCCAACUAACGUGAGUAAUUAACAUUCAUAAUCGAACACCCAGAGUGUUUGUUUGCUAUAUACAUGCUGUGUAUCAACCGAAUGUUUUAGAUACCUACUGUGUAGGGUGUGGGUGUGGUUGUGGGUGUAGGUGUGGGUGUGAGAUGGGUGCGGGUGUAGGGUGUGGGUGUCGAUCUAAUCGUCUUUACACCCACACCCUGCCACACCCACACCCACACCUACACCCACAACCACACCCAUACCCACACCCCACACCCACUCCAUAACAAUCUUAAAGGGAAAGGUGUUAAUAUAGGUAUUUUCCCACUGCGUUAUCUUGGUUCGUAUAGGAAAUUUUUCCAGUCUGUUCUUAUAUAUAUAGUCGUGUUUAUUCUAUCACUUGUUGUCAGAUAGUACGUUUCUUUCUGUAUUCCCUUACCGCUCUUCGUUGUAUCUUCCAUCGUUGUUCUUCUUUACUUUGUCAUCAUGAUCGAGAUAUCACAAUAAAUGGAACUCACAUAAACACCAAAACUUACAAUUUUCUCUUGUUCUCGAUUUAAUAUGUAUAUUAAAUGGAAAACCAUAAAAAUGUAAAUAGAAGCUCUAAUAUCAACUUUCAAAUUUUUGAAUAAUCC
Rotaria sp. Silwood2 is the source of this 2050-nucleotide messenger RNA. Lineage: Eukaryota; Metazoa; Rotifera; Eurotatoria; Philodinida; Philodinidae. The record is from the annotation of a GenBank genome assembly.